CGGGCCAGGAGACUGUGUCCUCCACGGUCCCAGCCCGCCCCGCGCCCGCUCUUCGCUUCCCCUCCCCCCGCUGCACGCUGCGUAGCUGCUCGUUGGCUACUUAGGACGAAAGCUCGGUUGGUGUUUCUCCAGAAGUUUCCCUCUUGGGCGGCGGCAGAGCUGGUAACCUCGGAAGGAGCAGCUCCAGCAGCGGUAGCAGUGACUAUUAGGGAUGGCGGCGGCUGCAGCGGGGCCUGCGACAGCCCAGAGGUUUUUCCGGAGCUUCUCAGAUGCUCUGAUCGACGAGGACCCCCAGGCGGCGUUAGAGGAGCUGACUAAGGCUUUGGAACAGAAACCAGAUGAUGCACAGUAUUACUGUCAAAGAGCUUAUUGUCACAUUCUUCUUGGGAAUUACCCUGAUGCUGUUGCUGAUGCAAAGAAAUCUCUUGAGCUUAAUCCAAAUAGUUCCACUGCUAUGCUGAGAAAGGGGAUAUGUGAAUACCAUGAAAAAAACUAUGCUGCUGCUCUAGAAACUUUUACAGAAGGACAGAAAUUAGAUGGUGCAGAUGCUGAUUUCGUUGUCUGGAUUAAAAGGUGUCAAGAAGCUCAGGAUGGAUCACAGUCCGAGGUGUCUUCUUCCCAGAGGACGCAUCAGUCAAAAGUCAAGUAUGACUGGUAUCAAACAGAAUCUCAAGUAAUCAUUACACUUAUGAUCAAGAAUGUUCAGAAGAAUGAUGUAAAUGUGGAAUUUUCAGAAAAAGAGUUGUCUGCUGUGGUGAAACUUCCUUCUGGAGAGGAUUACAAUCUGAAGCUGACACUUCUUCAUCCUGUGAUACCGGAACAGAGCACAUUUAAAGUGCUUUCAACAAAGAUUGAAAUUAAAAUGAAAAAGCCAGAGGCUGUGAGAUGGGAAAAGCUAGAGGGGCAAGGAGAUGUGCCUCACCCAAAACAGUUCACAGCAGAUGUAAAGAAUCUAUAUCCAUCAUCAUCUCAUUAUACAAGAAAUUGGGAUAAACUGGUUGGUGAGAUCAAAGAAGAAGAAAAGAAUGAGAAGUUGGAGGGAGAUGCAGCUUUAAACAAAUUAUUUCAGCAGAUCUAUUCAGAUGGUUCUGAUGAAGUGAAACGUGCCAUGAACAAAUCAUUUAUGGAGUCUGGUGGUACAGUUUUGAGUACCAACUGGUCUGAUGUAGGUAAAAGGAAAGUUGAAAUCAAUCCUCCUGAUGAUAUGGAAUGGAAAAAGUACUAAAUAAAUUAAUUUGCUAUCACAUAUUGCAUAUAUUCACCUAAUGCCCAUUGUGUAUUAAUAUUGCAUUCUUGAAUUUUGAACACUGACAUCUUUUUGAGAGAUUAUACCUCUUUACCUCUUUGUGCUUUAGAAAUUAUUUUCCUUCAAGUGUUCUAAGAGUCUAAUGAAGAAUGAAGAUCAUAUUUUAUCACUUCUGUCCUUAAGGAUUUCAGACAUGCUGAAAUAGAAUGAAGUAUCAUUUGCUACUAGAUAGAUUAAUUCUACCUAGUUGUGGGAGUGGAGAAAUUGUUAAUGGGAUAUCUUGGGUUAUUGCCUUAUUUUUGAUGCAGUAUUCUGUUAAUAAUUUAUUAGACUUGGCAACUUUGAGUGAGCAUAGAUUUUUCAAUUUCAGUGUUAUAUUGUUUGCUUUUAAAAACUGCUUUUGAAUGGAGUUGUAAAUACAAUUUUUCUAUAAGAA
Vicugna pacos (alpaca) is the source of this 1682-nucleotide messenger RNA. RefSeq names its product SGT1 homolog, MIS12 kinetochore complex assembly cochaperone (gene SUGT1). Gene Ontology annotation, molecular function: protein-folding chaperone binding. The record is from RefSeq and is a predicted model, not a curated record. NCBI's taxonomy places the organism in Eukaryota, Metazoa, Chordata, Mammalia, Artiodactyla, Camelidae.